Molecule: messenger RNA, 1500 nt
Organism: Colletotrichum truncatum
Lineage: Eukaryota; Fungi; Ascomycota; Sordariomycetes; Glomerellales; Glomerellaceae
Product: nuclear polyadenylated rna-binding protein
Biological process (GO): regulation of mRNA stability
Cellular component (GO): nucleus; cytoplasm
Molecular function (GO): poly(A) binding
Source: RefSeq, a predicted model, not a curated record
AUGACGGUUCAAGUCGUCCUCAAUACCCCGCUGGCGGAUGCCCUGAGCGCCGCCAUCCAACCGAAACUCAUCGAGGCCGGUUGGGCGUCCGACGAUGCUGCGCUCGCCGAGUAUAUUAUCCUCAUGCUCGUCAACGGUCGCACGCAGGAGCAGAUUGCCCAUGAGCUCGCGACUGAUCUCCUUGGUCUUGCUCCCGAUGAUCCCGCCUGCAGUGACUUCGCCGCUUGGUUAUUCCAACAAGUAGAACAGCUCAACGCCCAGCUGAAUGGUACUCAACCCGAAGGUGGCAAUGCCAUGGCUGGCAUGCCCCAGCAGAACGCUGGAUUUGGUGACAUGGACACUGAUAUGGGUGCGAACGAAGCAAACGAGCUCAACGCUCCAACCGGUCCGCGCUCCAUGCGAAAUGGCCCCAACCCCCGCGGAGGACGCGAAAAGCGCAUGCUCGGCCACAUGUCCAAGGCUAUGGAUAGAUCAACCGACUCGGUUCUUCACCGUACCCGCGGCAACGACAGAAUCAACUCUCAUGCUCGGGGACCUCCCACCGGACCGAGAGGCGGCAUGGGACGCGGCGGCCGAUCGAUGAACGGCCGUGGAGUCAACAUUCAGGCUGGUCUUAAUGCUAUGGCAGGGAUGAACGGCCAGCAAGUGCCUCCGGGCAUGAACGGUAUGAACGGCAUGAAUGGCGCUUGGGCAAUGCCAGGACAACAACCCAAUCAAAUGGAUCUCAUGGCAAUGAUGGAGCAGCAGGCACAAAUGAUGUCUCAGCUUCAACAACAGCUCAUGAACCAGUCUGGUGGCCGUGGCGGACGUCGUGGUGGCAAGUCUCUGUUCGACCGAACCCAGAACCGCAACAACUUCAGAAACAACCGUCAACCCAACGACAAGUCGGACUCGGCAAUGACGGAAGGAGCUGAAGGCGAUGAUGUUGAAAUGGGACAAUCGAAACGCGAACCACCCAACCCCGACGAGACCGUCUGCAAGUACAACCUCCACUGCACCAACAAGGAGUGCAAGUUUGCGCAUCAAUCUCCUGCCGCCCCCCCUGGCACUACUGUAGACCUUAACGAUGUCUGCACCUUUGGCGCCGCAUGCAAGAACCGGAAGUGUGUCGGCCGUCAUCCCUCUCCGGCAGCGAGACUUGCGCACCAGAGCGAGCAAGACUGCAAGUUCUUCCCCAACUGCACAAACCCUAGAUGCCCAUUCAGGCAUCCUGAAAUGCCUCUGUGCCGCAACGGUGCCGGCUGCACCACCGAAGGUUGCAAAUUUACACACGUUAAAAUCAAGUGUAGAUUCAACCCUUGCAAGAACCCCCACUGCGUCUACACGCACGACGAAGGACAGCAGGGAGUCUUCAAGGACAAGGUGUGGACUGCGGAUGGCAACAGCCAUGUCAGCGAACGGCAAUAUGUGGAUCCCAAGGCCGAGACGGAGGUCAUACUUCCCGAAUCGGAGAAUGCCGUCGGUCAGGAGCAGGGCAACGUUCAGGAAGUCAUCAGCUAA